AUGCCCUACGCCAAUCAGCCAACCAUACAGAUUUUGGAGUUAACCGAAGAGUUUGUCCGCUUCGUUCUCGAGGACACGGAUCUCUCAGUGGCCAAUGCUUUGCGAAGAGUUUUCAUUGCUGAAGUUCCAACCAUGGCAAUUGAUUGGGUUCAAAUCGAGUCAAACACAUCGGUGCUUCACGACGAGUUCUUGGCUCAUCGGAUGGGGUUGAUCCCGUUAACGUCAAACAAAGUUGUUGAUGAGUUCGUCUACAGUAGGGAUUGCGAAUGUGUAGACUUUUGUGACCGCUGUUCGGUGGUGUUCAACUUGAAAGUUUGCUGUAAAGAAGACGCGACUCGUGCUGUGACAACCGCUGAUUUGGAGAGCAGCAAUCCUGAUGUUGUGCCAGCUUGCGGAGUGCACUUAAGUCGAAAACUUGGGAUCGAUGAUGGUGGAAAUCAAGAAGAAAUCAUGAUCGUCAAAUUACGAAAGGGACAAGAAGUUGUCAUGAAAUGUUAUGCUAAAAAGGGUUUUGGGAAAGAGCACGCCAAGUGGAAUCCGACAGCCGGUGUAUCAUUUGAAUACGAUCCAGACAAUGCUUUACGUCAUACGGUUUAUGCAAAGCCCGAGGAAUGGCACAAAAGCGAGUUCUCUGAACUAAAAGAUUCUGACAUGGCCGAAUUGCCCUACGAUGCAAAUGGAAAGCCGAACAAGUUCUUCAUCGGUGUCGAAGCUGCUGGACAACUCGCGGCUGUGAGUAUUGUCUCUAGUGGGGCCGAAAUGUUGACGAAAAAGUUGCGUGAUCUUCAGCAAGCACUCACAAAAGCGAUGAGCACCGCUGCUUCAAAUCCACUU
Mesorhabditis belari is the source of this 834-nucleotide messenger RNA. The record is from the annotation of a GenBank genome assembly. Lineage: Eukaryota; Metazoa; Nematoda; Chromadorea; Rhabditida; Rhabditidae.